AUGGCAAGCGCACCAAAUAUUUACUCGGCAGAACCUGCGCUUCCGGUCCUUGCCGAUUCCCUACUCCGACGGUCAGAGUCAACAGAGAAUGCAGCUCCUCCUACAAAUGAGACAACUGCAAAAAAUGACUGGAAUCUAAAAGAUUAUUGGAAACAGGGUAUCCAGUCCUCCAAAGAAGCGGUUUUCCGGUGUGGGGUUGUCCUUGGCUUCUCAAGGAUGCGAAUGAGAAGCAAUGAAAGCUACGAGUAUAUCGGACAGAUUCCUCGAUAUAUUCUCACAAACCAACUGCGGAGUGUCCAUCCAUCAUCCGAACCGAGCGCAUUCAUUAUCCACCCACGAAGUUUCGAGGCUUUUGCCCCAAGGACUCUACUCAAUGAGCUGCAGUCUCCUUCCCAUGAUCAACCAGGUCUAUCAAGGGAUGAUGCAAUCCGUAGACUUGACUGUGUGCAGUUACUUCCCGUACACAACUUCACCAAUGCCGCACAGGCCAUCGGUAAGGUCUCGGAAGUGCUGGACGAGAUCCAAGAAAAGCGUGAGCAACAGAGAAAAACGACCGAGGCAAGCCCCUCCACUGAAAAUCCCAUUAUUCUCAUCGUUGCGGGCCUUGAUACCCUAACGGAAGGAGUAAUUCGAGCCUCCAACCCGGCUCGAGGUGCAGCCGUUCUGACAGCUACACUCCGCACCUUGACGCAUUUGUCCCGUGUGCACGCCUCUCAUCUCUCGAUAAUUCUUGUCAAUACUAACGGACUCGGGACCAUGAAUCCAGAGUGGGAUAAAAAACAACCCCAUGGGGAUAGUGCUACGAGGCAGCCCCUAGAAGAUGGCAUCCACUCCAUCUUCCAUUCGGAUAUCCCCUCCCUAUUCCCAACCUUGCUCAUGAAGACAUUAGACCAAGGCAUCGAUACCCAUCUGUUGCUUUCUGAUUUGAGAGGAGCUCAGAUAGUCGAAGUGAUCAAAGAUCGAGUUGGUACAAGUCUAGGCAAAUGGGGAAUAUGGAACGAGCAAUGA
Molecule: messenger RNA, 1008 nt
Organism: Penicillium crustosum
Lineage: Eukaryota; Fungi; Ascomycota; Eurotiomycetes; Eurotiales; Aspergillaceae
Exons: 2
Coding region: 1-1008 (335 amino acids)
Source: RefSeq, a predicted model, not a curated record